Molecule: messenger RNA, 4719 nt
Organism: Dendronephthya gigantea
Lineage: Eukaryota; Metazoa; Cnidaria; Anthozoa; Malacalcyonacea; Nephtheidae
Product: F-BAR domain only protein 2-like
Exons: 29
Coding region: 95-3082 (995 amino acids)
Cellular component (GO): plasma membrane; cytoplasm
Source: RefSeq, a predicted model, not a curated record
CCAAAACAUGUCUUCCGAGUUUGACGAUUGCGAGAUGUCCCAAGUUAUUGAACAACUGUUGCUAUAAAGUGCUUGUAAAGCGGGCGAGCUAGUCAUGGUUUAUUUUGAGGAUAACUUUUGGGGAGAGAAGAAUAAUGGAUACGAUGUUCUAUAUCAUACUAUGAAGCAUGGCAUUAAUGCUAGUCGAGAGUUGGCAGAUUUCAUCCGUGACAGAGCUGCCAUCGAAGAAGGCUAUGCAAAAUCAUUGGGGAAAAUUUGCAAAGCAACAAACACGGGCAUAUCCCUGGGUACGUUUGAGCCAUGUUGGAAUAUUGUUAAGAAGUCUACAGAAAUAUUGGCAAAUUCAUUUUCUAAGGCUGUCCAAGAGCUUCAUGAUUUAAUGAAAGUGAUCCGAGAUUAUGGUGAAUUACAAAAAGAAAACCAGAAAUCUUUGAAAGAUGACUUAAAUGCAACAUUAGAAGUUGUUCAAUCAAUUCAAACCAAAACUGCAGCAGUUAUUAAGGCCAAAGACACAUACUACUCAAGAUGUCAGGAAUUUGAACGUGUCAAGAAAGAAACAACGAAUGCUAAAGACAUUGAAAAGGCAGAGCAGAAGAAAAUCCGCGCAGGAGAGGAGUACAAAUCUUUGGUUGAGAAACGGGAGGAAGUUAGGAAAUUGUUUCAUGCUAAAAUGAUUGAGACGUCAAAGAAAUUUGAAGAAAUAGAAAUGAAUCACUUGAAAUGUAUGUCGGAACAUUUGAUUUCGUAUAUUGGAACUCUUGAAAAAGGCCAGGGAGAAGUUCAUGAGGUUAUCGCUCAUUUUAGAACUCAGGUUAAAGAGUUGACAAGCGACAAGUUGCUGGAUCAAUUUGUAAAAGACAAAGGAACUGGUAAAAUAGUGCCAGUUGAAAUAUUCUUUGAAGAGUUUGCUGCCACGGGAUCACUUGUUGACCUUGGUAUAGAGGAGUCACCAAAUCUUAAUAAUAGAUCACAAUCUGUGUCAGAUAAAACUUCUAAGGCACCAUUUCGUAAAAAAAAGAAAGAAAAGGAUAAAGAAAAAGAUAAGGAAAAGAAAGAAAAAAAGCCUAAGAGAAAGAAAGAGAAGGAAAAACUACAAACUCCUAAUGGAACCAUCGAGGCAAGUCCGGAUACUAAUCCCCCUGAAGCCUUACCAGGGAGCGAUGACAAGGUAGAAGUGGACGAAGAGGGAUACAGGAUAAUCCCGAAGGAUACAGACAGUCACAAAUCCAACGAAAGUUCCAGUUCUGACUCCGAUGACGAUGACGAACCUAAGAAAAUAAAAAUCACGAUUAAACCACCGGCUGAAAAGACCACAGCGAGCUUGGACGAGUUUCGAUCAAUUCAGCUCACUCUUCCAAUCCCACCGCAAAAGAAAACUGAACCAUUGUCAGCAGAUGGUGAUUUUCCAAAAUCAACAUUCCUUAAUGGCUCAAGUGUUCAGUCUUCUGUUAAACUAUCCAAAUCUCAAGAAGAUCUUCUUUCAAUUGACUUCAGUCAGCCAGCAAUCAGCAGCGCGUCCGUGAUACCGACAUCACCAACAACAACGCCAACAUCAAGUUCACAACCAAAUCAACAUCCAAAUGCUUCUACAAUCAAUUCUCCUUCAACAAAUAGCGCUCCAGUCAUUGAAUUAGGGAAACCAAUUUCAGCAGACAGCGAUGAUAACCCACCGGAGCUGGCUCCUAAAAAGCGAAUAUCAGGCAUCAGUAUCAAUCAUUCAAACGAAUCUUCACCAGCAUUGCCUCCUAAGAAAUCAACUUUGGCAAUGGCAUCUUUCGGAAGUACUGGAUCUCUGACGGACACUUCUACUCACACAGAAAAGGAAGCUGAUGAAUCAAUACAAUCGCCACCAGAAACUCUUUCUUUCCUCGCUCCUCGACGAUCCGAUAUACCGAGGGCCACAUCUGCUGGUAGCUUGAAUAUUCCUGCCUCACGACCAAGACCCAAGCCUCGUCUUAGUGGUACAGGUAAUGAACUAUCUUCUGGUGCUCUUUCACUAAAACAAAAUUUUGAUCCAACAAGAACAUAUGCCUCUCCAACACCAAGUACCGAGUCGUUACCUACUACAUCCGCUGAUGUUUAUGCCCGCAUAUCUGGCGCUGCGGAGGAUCCUGGAGGACCAACAAAGACCAUAUGGGAUAGAAUAAACAGUCCUAGUACACAACGAGCUGCACGUGGAAGUACUUCACCCGUUGUUUCCGUUCGUGGCAUGGGAAGUAUUUUACAGCCUACGAUGGUAAAUGCGUCCGCAGGCAGUCAAGUGACUAAAAAGAAUGAAGAAAUUAUUCCAGUUGCCGUCGCAUUAGUGGAGACUGUUCACGCUCACUUUAAGGGAAAAGAUACGUCAAGGCACAGUGUAACAGGUGAUGUGACAGUCUCAUUUCCAGCAAGUGCGAUCACAUCUUUAUCAUCAAGGGAUGAACCUCCUGUACUAACUUUUGCCAUUACUGGAUCAGGAUUGUUGGAAAAUGUUUUGCCAAACAAAUCUCUUAUCGCGAGUGACGAACCAGCAGAAGAUAGAGAUGCGAAAUAUUUUAAAUUCAAAAUGCCUGCUUUGACGGCGCAUUUGAAGAAACUGGCCGAGCAAGGGCAAGCACCUUACUAUAAUAUUGAUAUUCUUAAAUAUCAGGUUCAACAUAAUAUACCAUUGCUUCCGCUGGCUUUAAGUUGUUAUUGGAAAUGUGAAGAGAAGACUACAGAUGUCAGAUUAGAUUACCAAUAUUCACCAUCGUGUUUAUCUGUUGCUUCACCUCUCCAUAAUGUCUCUGUUGUCGUACCUGUUAACGGAGGAGUCGAAAUUAUGCAGUCCAAGCCGAUGGCCAAAUGGUCUAAAGAACAUAACAAAGCACUCUGGCAAAUUCAAGAAUUAUCAAAUAAUUCCGAGGGCCAAGGUUCUAAUUCCCUAAGAGCUCGAUUCGAUCUUAAAGACGGACCCAGUACCGCGCAGACAAUUGCCGUGCAAUUUCAAUGUAAUGGCUCAACUCUAUCGAAAAUUGAUUUUCAACUUAAUACGGAUAAUUAUAAACUAUCCUUGGUAAAAAGAAAGAUUGUAACAGGAAAAUACAUGGCAGAUCCAAGGUAGCUGUCUGAAAGAAUGUAAUUUAUUAUGAAUAAUUGCAAAUAUAUGUACAGUAUAAUGAACUAAUACAACACCAGCAUGGUAAGAAUUUUAUAGAUUAUUAGACUAGGUAUUCUUUUAGUAUCAGUUUACAUUAUGUUAUGGUGGAACAAGCCUUCGUGAGAAUUUUACUUGUAAUUUCAAAACAUGGGAACACCGUGGUCAAUUGUGAACUCGUGCGUUUCUUUUGCUCCCGAGAAAAUUAGAAAGAGGUCGACCGGUUGUACGGUGGAUAGGCUCGAAAAAAGAAGCAAAUUAAUAGAGGGAAGUUAAGAGACGGAGAGAGCUUUUAUUAGUGCUAACCCCAUUUUUAUUCCGCGUUUACGUCCAUUUUCUUAAAUCCACGCGUUUGCGAAUUGGCCAUAGUGUUCUUUUUAUAUAUUCGUAAAUGCUGUGAUUUCAAACUUCACCUGCACUGCGCACCCAGGGUGUUUCCAAAAAACGAAACGAAACAGCAGUUUUUUAGGCCUAGUUUAUCUGUCGCGUCGAAUGCAUUUGCAACAAUUGAAAAUGAGAUGAUAAACCUCGUCAGGCUCAUCUAUUGUUUCAAUUGCAUUAGACGCAACCAAAUUUCCUUUCUCGAUCAUAUAACAAAAUAGUACUGGAAUAUUGAAAAUGCAGAAGUACACAAACUAGUCGACUUUCGACUGACAACAUUAGCGUCAAUUUUUGUUCCGUUUUCGUGCCACACCCUUGUGGAGAAGCGGCUGACAGCGAGUUGUCCUCUCUCCUUUUUUACAACUGGAUAAAUACGAGCAUAUGCUUGGUUAUUGUUGCACACUGUACAUAAAGAAGCGUAUAAAGAUUAGUUCGGUGGAAUCCGAGAAGUGAAAUAAGUAUAGCUUAUAGUUGGGUAUAUAUCUCAUACGGUUAAGUUGGUGCUUUCGGACAGACACACUAUAGUAUACAAUGAUAACCAGACAUGUGUUUUUUUGCAGUGUUCAGUGUUGCACAAAGACCUUUUUUAUAAUGACAUUGAACGCAGAACCCUGGUUUCACACGAAGUUUGAUUCCGUGUAACACCAACACCUGGCUUUCCGCGUUAACGUCAUUAUGAGAAGGUCUUUUGGGUGAAAACGUUGUCGUGUUAGCAGUGGUAAUACUUUAUAAUAUUAAUGUACCCUGAAUACAACUAUAUCAACUACAGCCCUUAUCUUGUCCCCAGUUCUCACAUACCAAACUUUUAAUGAUGUAUGUGCAAAAAUAGGGAGCGGGUUCUCCCAAGGCGUGCACAAACUCUGGACGAUAGCUGGCCUAUGCUUGGGGGCAUAAGUUUUUAACACGUGACAAUAUGUCUUAUAUAAGCAACAGGUAGAACGUUGAUGGUUGUAUAUAGGGUACCUUGAAUACCUUCAGCAAUUGAAACAACUCAUUUGAAGGCUUUAAAUUGUUGGAAUGUGUGUCGAUCCUUCUUCAUGCAUUUCUACAUGGUAAGCUGCCAUGUUUUUGUUUAAAUGCUAUCGUAUCAAAAAUAGUUCAGAACAAUUUCAAAAACCCUAAGAGACAAUCAUGACACGUCUGAAAUUAUACAAUAUAAAUUAAAGCACUUUAAUCCACACCUUUGCGUAGCGUAGUGUAUAUAUUAAGAACUUACUGACUGA